Molecule: messenger RNA, 1639 nt
Organism: Sphaerodactylus townsendi
Lineage: Eukaryota; Metazoa; Chordata; Lepidosauria; Squamata; Sphaerodactylidae
Product: protein lifeguard 3-like
Exons: 12
Coding region: 309-1226 (305 amino acids)
Biological process (GO): negative regulation of apoptotic signaling pathway
Cellular component (GO): Golgi apparatus; endoplasmic reticulum; membrane
Source: RefSeq, a predicted model, not a curated record
CCUGCCCUCCAUCUCGCCAGCUGGUGCAACAGGAGGGCGAACUUCUCAGGCGGAGUCGUGGCGCGCAGCUGCUAAACCAACGUUGCAGUGGCUGGAGAGUUUGCCAAGAGAGGAGCGGAGCCGCGGCCCAGGGCUGAGAAAAGGCUCGAGAAAAAGGCUUAUUUGGUCGCAGCCAGAAGUGAAGGAAGGGAAUUAGGGGACAGCAGCCCCCGAGGCUUUGAGGUUUCUCCCGGCGAAGGUUCUCAGCGCAUCCCGGUUGGUUCUGCUGCGGGGGGAUCUCCAGGUGUCCUGAGCCUUGCUGAGACAUCAUGUCCUACCCCAGUGCUCCCCCAGGUUAUGAUGACAGGAAUCCCCUCCAUCCACCACCACCUGGGGGAUAUCCUGCUGGAUACCCUGGGGGGGCUUACCCCCAGCCUCCACCAUAUGGGAGUGGGUAUCCACAACCAGGAAUGUAUCCUCAACCAGUUCCUCCUAUGCCAGCUUUCUCAAUGAACUAUGGUGACGGCUAUGACAAUAGUGGUACAGAAGGGAAUGAGGCCUUCAGUUCAGGAGACUGGGAUAACAAGAAAAUUCGACAUGCUUUCAUCCGCAAGGUGUACAGCAUCAUCGCAGUGCAGCUACUUGUGACUGUGGGCAUCAUUGCAGUUUUCACCUUUGUCACCCCUGUAAGCAGUUUUGUGCGAAGGAAUGCUGCUGUGUAUUAUGUGUCUUAUGCUGUAUUCCUGGUCACGUAUCUGGUGUUGGUGUGCUGUGAAGGUCCACGGAGACGCUUUCCAUGGAACAUCAUCCUUCUGUCUAUCUUCACACUGGCUAUGGGUUUCAUGACAGGCGCCAUUUCUAGUUAUUAUAAUACAAGAGCUGUUCUCCUUGCUGCGAUAAUCACAGCCAUUGUUGCCUUUAUAGUCACCAUCUUUUGCUUCCAGACCAAGGUUGAUUUUACAUCCUGUACUGGCUUGUUCUGUGUGUUGGGCAUUGUUGUCAUGGUGACUGGGAUCAUCACUGCAAUUGUCCUGUCCUUCAAAUAUAUUUACUGGCUCCACAUGCUGUAUGCAGCCAUUGGUGCAAUUGUUUUCACCCUGUUUCUUGCAUAUGAUACCCAGUUGGUGUUGGGCAACAGAAAACAUAUGAUCAGCCCUGAGGAAUAUGUAUUCGGAGCCAUCAAGAUAUACACGGACAUAGUCUACAUCUUCACCUUCCUUUUGCAGAUUGUAGGCAGCAGAAAUUAAGAAUCUGAAGGCUGCUUCUGAAGCCUUCCCCAGAGGUUCAAAGGAACACCAUUUUUUCUGAAUAUAAUGCUCUGCUGCUUUGCUCUUACCUCCUGCAUAUGUAUAGAAGCUACUGGUGGAUUCAUAAAGUGAACAGCAAUAAGUGGGAGGCUGCAGAUUCUGUACAGCGUGAGCAUUGACUGUUAUCCAUAAAAUGUCCGCAUUUCUCUGUUCCCAAUCAUCAAACCCAUGCUUUAUCUAGUACCCUGUAUAGAAUGCACUGUAUGUAUGUUACCACCUUGGUGUGCAGUAUCAUAGUCCUUUCAACUUCCCUUGAAGUUUUGUCCUCAUAAUUAACUAAUAUGCCCAAUAGAAAACCUCCAAUUCCAGGAAUCCACAUCAUGUGUGCAAAUAAAAUUUAUAUUUUUGAAUAA